Sphaeramia orbicularis (orbiculate cardinalfish) is the source of this 3055-nucleotide messenger RNA. RefSeq names its product mannosyl-oligosaccharide glucosidase (gene mogs). Gene Ontology annotation, cellular component: endoplasmic reticulum membrane. The record is from RefSeq and is a predicted model, not a curated record. Lineage: Eukaryota; Metazoa; Chordata; Actinopteri; Kurtiformes; Apogonidae. Bases 1 to 2538 code for a protein of 845 amino acids. Gene Ontology annotation, biological process: oligosaccharide metabolic process; protein N-linked glycosylation. The transcript has 4 exons. Gene Ontology annotation, molecular function: Glc3Man9GlcNAc2 oligosaccharide glucosidase activity.
AUGGGAAGGCAGAGGAAGAGGGUAGUGACAGGUGAAGCUGCUCCUCCUCCAAGGAAAGAUGAGAAGCCCUCCGUGUUUCACCGCAAGGAGAAGAAAAAGAAAAUGGAUAUCGGCAAAGUCUUCAUCAACAUCUCCAUCGGCCUUUGCAUAUUCAGCCUGAUUUGGUUCUUUUAUGCCCUGUACAUGCGGUCCAACCUCGCCAAUAGGGUGGUGACUCUUCACGCUGCACCCCCCGUACUUGAUGCCAAUAGCAGCAGCGCCAAGGUUUCACCAGACAGGUUCUGGGGGUCGUACAGGCCUCAGGUGUACUUUGGCAUGAAAACAAGGAGUCCUACAUCGAUUGUAACAGGCAUGAUGUGGAUGCGUCAGUUUUCCGACAUGGAUGUGAACCUGAGGCACACCUGUGAGCAGGGGGAUCGUUUACAAGGAUAUGGCUGGCUCAUGCAUGAUGGGCUCACUUUUGGCGUCCAGGAAAUCAGAGAUAAUGACUUUACACUGACCACAGAGUUUGUUAAGAGGAUGGGUGGGGGGCAUGGAGGAGACUGGACUUGGAGGAUCACAGCCAAGCAGCAUAGCUCUUCUCCUCAAGCUCCGGUUAUCUCCCUGAUGUUCUACGCUGCUGCAGAUACAGAGGGCUCACUGGAAGCUCACGUGGAGGAGAAAAACCGCCUCGCAUCCAUCACUGGUUCCUCGGAGGAGCUGGGAAACUUCAAGAUCACAUUCCGGAAACCUGUUACUGGGGAAUUAUCCAGUGCUAAAUAUGCCAGCUAUAACUAUCUUCAGACAGUCACUCCUGGCUUGGAGAAGCUGACAGACAUAGUGAAGCACAGUCUGAACCGCAGAUUUGUCUACAGUCCUCCAUCUGGUGAGAAGAGGCAUUACAUUGCCGUAGACGUCUACAAGCCACCGCAUCAUCACAACCAACAGAAACCCUCUGAUACAAGAAAAGAGAGUGACUUUGUGGUGCACCAGGUGACAGUCCAGACACCUUUCCAGGUUGAAGUCCUGUUUGAGUCGGGUAGCUUCUACAACCGUCCAAACCAGCUGGUUGGCUCAAUCAUGACUCAGGAGCUCGAAAAGAGAAAAGCAGAAUUUAAUGCAAAGUUUGAGAAGACCUUUGGACUUGAGAGUAAAAGCUUUAGUCAGGCACAUAUAAAGUUUGGUAAAGCAGCGCUUAGCAACAUGUUAGGUGGCAUGGGCUACUUCUAUGGCCAGUCAGUGGUCCAGUCAGUCUACAAUGACUACCCACUCCUGUACCCAGAAGGCGCCUUAUUUACUGCUGUACCGUCACGCUCUUUCUUUCCCAGAGGAUUUCUGUGGGAUGAAGGGUUCCACCAGCUGCUGCUGAGCAAGUGGGAUCCCCAGGUGACAAGGGAGGCUAUCGCACACUGGAUAGACCUGAUGAAUAUGGAGGGCUGGAUCCCCCGUGAGCAGAUUCUUGGAGAUGAGGCUCGCAGUAAGGUCCCAGCAGAGUUUAUAGUUCAGCGCAACGAGAAUGCCAAUCCUCCUACUCUGUUUUUAGCUCUUCAGGAGCUCAUUGAACAGCUUUUGUCACAUCCAGACAAAGCGGCAUCUCAGCCAACUUUGCCCUUCCUCCGACGGCUCUUCCCCAGAUUGAAAACUUGGUUUGAAUGGUACAACACCACACAGACAGGGCCUCUUCCCAACUCUUAUCGUUGGCGUGGCCGUGACAAGGACACCAAUCUGUUUCUCAAUCCCAAAACCUUGACUUCUGGGCUGGACGACUACCCGCGGGCAUCACACCCAUCGGCAGAUGAGCGGCAUGUGGAUUUACACUGCUGGAUGGCCUUGUCCUCAGGCAUCAUGGCUAGUAUAGCUCAGCUUCUAGGCGAGCCUCAUCAGGACUAUGAACUUUCCCACCAGAUUCUCAGUGAUAACAACCUGCUGAAUGAGCUUCACUGGUCUGAGCAACUGCGAGCGUUCAGCGAUUUUGGUAAUCACACCCAGGCUGUGUCCUUGCAGCAGGAGAAGGUAUACGUACCUCCUGGACAACCCCGCCAUCAGUUCCCUGUGGCACGCCUUGUGCGUUCUGUCCGAAGGGCCCCUAAGCUGCAAUAUGUUAAUGCCUUGGGCUACGUUAGUUUGUUUCCUUUCUUACUGCACGUCCUUCAACCUGAUUCACCCAAACUAGAGUAUAUCUUUCAUGACAUGAGAGAUCCCAAUAAGCUGUGGACACCUUAUGGCCUACGGUCACUCUCAAAAGCUGAUCCGCUGUACAUGAAGCGGAACACAGAACAUGAUGCCCCCUACUGGAGGGGACCUGUAUGGAUUAACAUCAACUAUUUGGCGGUCAGAGCCCUUCAUCACUACAGCAACAUAGAUGGGCCAUACAAAGAGAAGGCAGCUGCUCUUUAUGAAGAACUCAGGACUAACAUUAUUAACAAUGUUUAUAGACAGUAUGUGGAAACAGGAUACAUCUGGGAACAGUACAAUGACAGCACUGGCAGGGGCCAAGGGAGCCAUCCUUUUACUGGCUGGUCAGCACUGACAUUAUUAAUGAUGGCUGAACAUUACUGAAGCUGUAGAGUUCAUCUCCUGUUAAGAUAUUGGCCUCCAUUUACUUGGGUUUGUUUGCAACAAGAUAUUUGCAUCAUAAGAAAUGGAAAUGUUAUCUGUUUGUUGAAAUAUUGUACUAACAAUUAAAAUGCCUGAUCACAAGAAUGAGUAGAGACGUAACAAUGCUUCACAUUGAACCAUGGCCUUUAAUUACAAUAAGAUACUGAAAACAUUUAGUUACUAGGUAAACAAACCCAUUACUUGACAAAUAACGGCCCUUAUCUUUUUAUUUGUGCCAUUCUCUCUUUAAUCAUGUUCUUCAUUCACUGUCUUGUCAUUUUGAUAUUUAAUUGAUAUUAUUUGCUUGAUCACGGUCUUUCAGAAAUGGUUCUGUACAGUGUUGCUUAACAUUUAUAAAAUUACUGCUUCUAAAAGCAGCAGUAUUUUGUACACAUAGACUGUGAUUUUACAAGCAAAGGUCAAAACUGACUGUUGCAUCGUUAUUGUUUUGUUAAAAACAAUAAAUGGUUUAAAUACA